Messenger RNA from Micropterus salmoides (largemouth bass), 3714 nucleotides. It is a transcript of the gene smarca5, whose product is annotated as SWI/SNF related, matrix associated, actin dependent regulator of chromatin, subfamily a, member 5. The transcript is spliced from 23 exons. Gene Ontology annotation, molecular function: histone binding; DNA binding; ATP binding. The record is from RefSeq and is a predicted model, not a curated record. NCBI's taxonomy places the organism in Eukaryota, Metazoa, Chordata, Actinopteri, Centrarchiformes, Centrarchidae. Gene Ontology annotation, biological process: regulation of transcription by RNA polymerase II; nucleosome organization. Gene Ontology annotation, cellular component: chromatin; nucleus. Bases 193 to 3387 code for a protein of 1064 amino acids.
UGCUCGAGAAAAAUCUUCCUAGCGCGAACGUGCUGCUUGUGACCAACCGGUGUGUCUUUCAUUAUAAACAACAGGAUAGUUGUCAUUUCACGAGAGAAAGUUCGGAAAAUCUUAAACGGCUCUUGUACGGGAUCACACAAGGCACCAAAACAACGGACGAUAUAUCCGGAUUGAGGAAGAAAUUCGACAAAAAUGUCCGAAAGCGCAAACUGCGAGGAACAGCGGGAAGAGCAGACUGAACUUGAAGAAGCCGGAGGAGCGGAGGAGAAGUCUGAUUCUUCAGAUGCUGGAAAAGAGUCAUCUUCAGAUGCCGGGCCUGAUGGACAAGAUGCAUCCCCCUCCUCAUCCAGAAAUAAAGAUUCUAAUCCGGGGUAUGAAGAGAAAGUGCAAACAGACCGGACCAACAGAUUUGAAUACCUGUUGAAGCAAACAGAGUUGUUUGCUCAUUUCAUCCAACCAGCCGCACAGAAGACCCCCACCUCGCCCCUGAAGAUGAAGCCAGGACGCCCUCGCAUUAAGAAAGAUGAGAAACAGAACCUGCUUUCUGCGGGAGACAAUCGCCAUCGGCGCACAGAGCAAGAGGAGGAUGAAGAGCUUCUGAGCGAGAGCACGAAGACUACCAAUGUCUGCACUCGCUUCGAUGAUUCUCCUUCCUACGUCAAAACGGGAAAAAUGAGAGACUAUCAGGUCCGCGGUCUGAACUGGCUCAUCUCCUUAUAUGAGAACGGCAUCAACGGCAUACUCGCUGAUGAAAUGGGUUUGGGGAAGACUUUACAGACGAUUUCCCUGCUGGGUUACAUGAAGCACUACAGAAACAUCCCUGGUCCCCACAUGGUGCUGGUGCCCAAGUCCACCCUCUACAACUGGAUGAAUGAGUUCAAGAGAUGGGUGCCUUCACUCCGUGCAGUCUGCCUGAUCGGAGACAGAGAUCAGAGGACUGCCCUGAUCAGAGAUGUGCUGCUGCCUGGAGAAUGGGAUGUGUGUGUCACAUCCUACGAGAUGCUCAUCAUUGAAAAGGCAGUGUUCAAGAAGUUCAACUGGAGAUACCUGGUUAUUGACGAAGCCCACAGGAUCAAGAAUGAGAAAUCAAAGCUGUCAGAAAUUGUGCGAGAAUUUAAGACCACCAAUCGUUUGUUGCUGACUGGAACACCCCUGCAAAACAACCUUCAUGAGCUGUGGGCUCUGCUGAACUUCCUGCUGCCAGACGUCUUUAACUCAGCAGACGACUUUGAUUCCUGGUUUGACACAAACAACUGCUUGGGUGAUCAGAAGUUGGUCGAACGUCUUCACACCGUUCUGCGUCCUUUCUUGCUCCGUCGUAUAAAAGCUGACGUAGAGAAGACUCUGCUCCCGAAAAAAGAGAUCAAGAUGUACGUGGGCCUGAGUAAGAUGCAGCGAGAGUGGUACACAAAGAUUCUGAUGAAGGACAUUGACAUUCUGAACUCGGCGGGGAAGAUGGACAAGAUGCGUCUGCUGAACGUCCUCAUGCAGCUGAGGAAAUGCUGCAACCACCCGUACCUGUUCGACGGGGCCGAACCUGGCCCCCCCUACACAACUGACCUCCACCUGGUGGUGAACAGCGGCAAGAUGGUGGUGCUGGACAAGCUGCUACCCAAGAUGAAGGAGCAAGGUUCUCGUGUGCUCAUCUUCAGUCAGAUGACCAGGAUGCUGGACAUCUUGGAGGACUACUGCAUGUGGAGGAACUAUGGCUACUGUCGCCUGGAUGGCCAGACUCCGCACGAGGAGAGACAGAUCUCGAUCAACGCAUACAAUGAGCCCAACAGCUCCAAGUUCAUCUUCAUGUUGAGCACCAGAGCUGGAGGACUGGGUAUCAACCUGGCUACAGCGGAUGUAGUCAUCCUGUACGACUCUGACUGGAACCCUCAAGUCGACCUUCAGGCCAUGGACCGAGCUCACAGAAUUGGUCAGCAGAAGCAGGUACGUGUCUUUCGCUUCAUCACUGAAAACACAGUGGAGGAGAGGAUUGUGGAGAGGGCCGAGAUGAAACUACGCCUGGAUUCCAUUGUCAUCCAGCAAGGAAGACUCGUGGAUCCGAGCGCAAACAAGCUGGGUAAGGAUGAGAUGCUGUCCAUCAUCCGCCACGGUGCCACACAUGUGUUUGCCUCCAAAGAGAGCGAAAUCACAGACGAUGACAUUGAUGCGAUCCUGGAGAGAGGUGAAAGGAAGACUAUGGAGAUGAAGGAGAAGCUGUCUUCACUGGGUGAGAGCACUCUGAGAAACUUCACCAUGGACACAGAGAACAGCAGCGUGUACACAUUUGAAGGAGAAGAUUAUAGAGAGAAGAAGAAGGUAAAAAGACUUCAGUGUUCAGUCGUUAACAUGAACAACAUGAACCUUUUGAGUCUUUACCCUGUUUCGCCUUUUUGCUUCUUCAUUCAGGUCAUUACCAACUGGAUCGAGCCACCCAAGAGAGAAAGGAAAGCCAAUUAUGCCGUGGAUGCCUAUUUCAGAGAAGCUCUGCGAGUCAGUGAGCCCAAAGCACCCAAGGCUCCCCGUCCUCCCAAGCAGCCAAAUGUCCAGGACUUCCAGUUCUUCCCUCCACGUCUAUUCGAGCUUCUAGAAAAGGAAAUUCUGUUCUACAGAAAGACCAUUGGCUACAAGGUUCCCCGUAAUCCAGACAUGCCAAAUUCGGCCCAGCUCCAGAAAGAAGAGCAGGCUAAGAUUGAUGAGGCUGAGGCUCUCACAGAGGAGGAACUGGAGGAGAAGGAGAACCUGCUACAGCAGGGAUUUACUAUUUGGAACAAACGUGACUUUAAUCAGUUCAUCAAAGCCAACGAGAAGUGGGGAAGAGAUGAUAUUGAAAACAUUGCCAGAGAGGUUGAGGGAAAAACUCCAGAAGAAGUCAUGGAAUAUUCUGCUGUAUUCUGGGAGCGCUGUAAUGAGCUGCAGGAUAUCGAGAAGAUCAUGGCCCAGAUAGAGAGAGGAGAGGCCAGGAUCCAGAGAAGAAUUAGCAUUAAGAAAGCACUGGAUUCAAAGAUUGGUCGCUACAAGGCUCCCUUCCAUCAGCUUCGUAUCUCCUAUGGCACCAACAAAGGCAAAAACUACACAGAGGAGGAGGACCGCUUCCUUAUCUGUAUGCUUCACAAGCUGGGCUUCGACAAGGAGAGUGUGUACGACGAGCUGCGUCAGUGCAUCCGCAACUCACCCCAGUUCCGCUUCGACUGGUUCCUCAAAUCCAGGACUGCCAUGGAGCUCCAGAGGCGAUGUAACACCUUGAUUACACUGAUAGAGAGAGAGAACAUGGAGCUGGAGGAGAGGGAGAAGGCUGAGAAAAAGAAACGGGGCCCAAAGAGUGGCUCAGCCCAGAAACGAAAGUCAGAGGGAACCCCUGAUGGUCGUGGACGCAGGAAAAAGCUCAAGUUGUGAAGCUGAUCGCAGUGUGAAUCUACUUCGUACAGUGUCAGAAUUUGAAAGCGGCAGCCAGCUCUGGUGUCAUUAGUCCUAGUGUCUGUCUGUUUUGCAGGCUGUGAUAAUGUACUGUGUGAAACCCUCUGAUGGACUGAUCUCUUGGUAUUAGUUUUAAGGAAGGGAUCUUUUACAAGCCUGCCUUGUUGUCACAUAGCUAAACACUGCAGCUGUGCUGGUUUAGUUUUUUGUUUGCUAGUUAAUUUUUUACUAGUACUAAAUUGAAAUAAAUGUAUUUAUGCCUGUUGGUUGUACCACAUUCCAUUGCUCGAAACAAUAUGUACCCUU